This is a messenger RNA of Symbiodinium necroappetens, 291 nucleotides long. Lineage: Eukaryota; Dinophyceae; Suessiales; Symbiodiniaceae. The record is from the annotation of a GenBank genome assembly.
AUGGGGUGCGGUGCAAGCACUGGUACGGUCAAGAACGGCUGCGCUACAUCAACGGUGCGAGUGCCGCAGUCAUUUCCGAAGCCUCCGCAGAACUUACCACCAGAUCAGGCCACACACCAGCUCUACGUAAGAGAGCUCAACAUGUUCCUCAUCAAUGUGGCCAGAAAUCCAGACGCAUUCGUGAAGAGGGUGGAGAGGGGUCGGGAGAUUCGCUUUGCGGAACUUUCGAUGGAGACAGGCAUGCACCGUGCAGUGUGCGCAGAAAAUGGUUGGCUAUUUGUUGGUCCGUGA